Molecule: messenger RNA, 2132 nt
Organism: Acanthaster planci (crown-of-thorns starfish)
Lineage: Eukaryota; Metazoa; Echinodermata; Asteroidea; Valvatida; Acanthasteridae
Gene: eif3m
Product: eukaryotic translation initiation factor 3 subunit M
Biological process (GO): cytoplasmic translational initiation
Cellular component (GO): cytoplasm; eukaryotic translation initiation factor 3 complex
Molecular function (GO): translation initiation factor activity
Source: RefSeq, a predicted model, not a curated record
UACAUAAAAAGGAGUCCCUCGUGUUUCCCAACUCUGUACAAGUUCCUGCAAGAUUGUCUGCCCAAAAUGAGCCUUCCGGCCUUCAUUGAUGUUGCUGAAUCAGAACAGGCCAGUGAGCUUAGGGUAUUCUUGAAAGCCCAAGGUGCUGAAAUAUCCGAGGAGACGUCUGAACAAGGCAUCCAUGAUGACCUGGAGAAGAUUAUCCAAGCGGCAAAUGUCAUCUGGAAACUCUCUGACCCGGCAGAAAUUGAGGGCAUCUUCAACAGCAUCCUGUCACUCCUCAUCUACCAGCGUCCGGAUCACCUGGAGAAUCUGGCCAAGAUGCUCAGCGACCAUUUAGUGACAGAGGGAACGGAAGAACAUGCCCCGCUGAAGCUACGGGUUCUCAAUAACUUAUUCUACGGGGUGGGCGUGGAGAACGUCUUGUGCCAUCACAUCUUCUGUUGCAUGCUGAAAGUCGCCGCCCAAGGCAAGAGCACAGGCAACGUUGAGACAGAGCUAGAAAUCGUCAAGAAAUGGACCAAGAAGUGGGAGUUGAACAGGGACCAGAUGAUCGUUGUUCUGAGACUGCUCUACGAAGCACUCAAAGAAAGUAAAAAGAGUGAGGCGUCCAACAAAGUCAUGGUGGAGCUCUUGGGAACCUACACAGAGGACAACGCCUCGCAAGCCCGUGACGAGGCGCAGCGGUGCAUCGUCAAUACCCUGGCAGACCCCAAGGCCUUCCUCUUUGAUCACCUGCUCACCCUCAGGCCGGUCAGGUUCUUGGAAGGAGAGCUGAUUCAUGAGCUGUUGAACAUCUUUGUGUCGGGAAAGCUCGAUGACUACAUUGAGUUCUUCAAAAACAAUCAAGACUUCAUCAAGACACUGGGUCUGUCACAUGACCAAAACAUGCAGAAAAUGCGCGUCUUGACGUUCGUGAGCAUGGCCAUUGAGCAGAAAGAGAUCCCGUUCUCAACAAUCGAGAGUGAGCUCAAGAUUACAUCCGAGGAAGUAGAAGGAUUUAUCAUUAACGUUGUCAAAACCAAAAUGGUAAGAGCAAGAAUCGACCAGCUGCAAAGGAAAGUGACGAUCAGUUACGUGACAUUACGCACUUUUGGCAAGCAGCAGUGGCAACAGUUGAGGGAACAUCUCGUGGAAUGGCAGAAGAACCUCGGACUGGUCCAAACACGGAUGGAGAAUAUCGUACCCAUCCCCAUCUCAUGAAUGGUACAACCCUGCCCAGAGUCAAAGCCUUAUCACAUCGCAGAUAGAGAACAGUCUACCUUUCCCUAUUCUGUGAAUGGUACAACCCUAUCUCAGCCUUUAUAGAGUACCGAAGUGAAUAUGUCACGCACAGCUGUGUGUCAAAGGAAUUAGCUCGAGAACCAGCACGUGAACCAACACGGGCGCGUAAUCCAUUCGUUUGCACUACACUUCCUGGUUCAAAUGACGUCACACUUCGGUACUCUGUAUUCAAUUACUGUUUCAUAGUGUUGGAGCUUUGUAGGUGACAAACCUCAAAGAUGUCGCUAAAGCUCUCACAACCCAGCACUAAUGCACAAGGUUUCAGGGCCUCACAGAUUCAAUAUCCACCCUCAGUUCUGAACUAAUCUAGAUUUGGUCAGUUCUCUUUUCCUUGAUCUCUUUUCUCCUCUGUACAUGGUUUUCUUUCAAUCCUGUGCCUCCCUUUGUAUCUCAACCUUGUUUCACGCAGUAUUCUGUGAGGUGCGGUAUCUUUAGAAAUGCAUACUUUCUCUGAAUGGUUGUAAACAAUUUCCUUGCUUUUUGGAAAGUGAGGUUGAGGUUGAAGAGCCUUCAGGCUGCAGUACUGAAAAUGCAACCACUGCUGCUGUCGACUCGUGUGAGGCACAGCAACUCCACACAUUGUACAUGAUACUAAAAUGCCUCAAAUCACAGUUAGCUUCGAGAAAUUGGAGUAAAAUUCACUCUCCGUUUAACCUUAACUGCAGACAAGUUUCUUUUUACCAUGUCGUUUCUGCUAAGCUCUACAGGAGUGCAAACCAGCCUAGAACAUUUUUACAAUAGCACCUAAUGUGAGGUUAAUUCCUAUCGUAUAGGCUCUUGAGUUAUUUGACAGUGUCUCAAUAUGUAAUAAAUCUUAAUGACGGUCAAUAAAUUGGAAAGUCAUGACA